AUGUACAUGCUCCCGGCCCGCCACCCACUCUCCAAGAUUCCCCUUCACCUCGCCAUGAAUUCCCUCGCCCUCGCCCUAGUCGCCCCGGCGACCCCCUUCACCAACCUUACCGCGCGUGGCCUCGCCUCCCGCGCGCUGCGCACACGCAGUCGCUUCGUGCAAGGCCAUCGCCAGCCCGCCACGUCGGCCUCGCCGUCGCGACGGACCCGCACCGGCGCAGCUGCGACGCAAGCCGUCGAGACCAAGCCACGGCCGCGCGCCGUCCGCGCACGUCUCGAGCGCGCAGAGCGGCUUCUGCGCGAGGUCCGUGACCAACGCACGCCCAACCUACCGUAUCCGGCACCUCUGGCUUCCAAUGUACCAGCUUCAGCAGCGGACUUGGCACGCAUUGAGGAACAGGCUGCAAGAGCCGCUAAGAGCGCCGAUGAGGGACCCAGAUAUGAUCCCGCGUCAGCUGUGGCCUACUUUAAGAAUCGCUCGUUUUAUGUGCGGAAGAGACAACUCCAAAUUGCUGUGCCGCUCACGGCUUUUGUUUCGAGAGUUGUUAUAGACGUUCAAUUGGGGAGGGAAGAGCGAAAUCGACAGAAGCGCGCCGAAGAAUUCCUGCAAAUUGUCAGUUCUCUUGGUCCUGCGAUAAUUAAGGGUGGCCAGGCUGUUGCUAGCAGACCCGAUUUAUUACCAAAAGAAUAUCUUGAUGAGUUGCAGAAGCUGCAAGACCGGCUCCCUCCAUUUGAAAACGAAAUUGCCUUCCAAUUGAUAGAGGAAGAAUUGGGUCAGGGCGUUAACGAAAUUUUUGAAAGCAUCGAUCCCACACCCGUGGCUGCGGCUUCGAUCGGUCAGGUUUACAGUGCAACAUUGAAAAGCACUGGUGAGCGCGUCGCCGUUAAAGUCCAACGGCCAGAUUGCGAGCAAAUCAUUGCUCUGGACAUUUAUAUUCUCAGGAAUCUGAGUGGCACUCUUAACAGUUUGCUGAAGCUAACAGGGCGCGAUAUUGACUUGCAGAGUAUCAUUGAGGAGUUUGGAAAGCUCAUAUACGAGGAGAUUGACUAUUUAUCGGAGGCCAGGAAUGCGGAGAGGUUUCUCGAAUUGUAUGGCGACUUGCCCGGCGUUGAUGUUCCCAAAAUCUAUUGGAGGUAUACGAAGAGACGUGUUAUCACCAUGCAGUGGAUGGAAGGCUCCAGACUGACCAGCGAUACUCUAACGAAGGGUCGGUCGGAGGAGCUAGUGCGGGCCAUGGUGCAGUGUUCCUUGCGGCAAAUGUUGGAGAACGGAUAUUUUCAUGCAGAUACGCAUCUCGGUAACUUGCUUGCGAUGUCGGACGGGAGUUUGUGUUAUCUCGACUUUGGAAUGAUGUCUGAGGUUGAGCCGUCGCAGAGGUACGGUAUCAUUGAGGCAGUUGUUCACAUGGUCAACCGCGACUUCGAAGCCCUGGCGAAUUUGUAUGUCCGUUUGGGCUUCUUGCCGCCAGAAACCAAUCUGGAACCUAUUAUUGAAGCCCUUAACGACGCUUUGCCUGACGUCCUUGGUGCGUCCGUCGGAGAACUGAAUUUCAAGUCUGUCAUUGACAAGCUUGGGUCCGUCAUGUAUCAAUAUCCAUUCAGCUUGCCCCCCUACUACACAGCAAUUAUUCGUUGUCUCGGCGUUUUGGAAGGUGUUGCCAUUCAGGUUGACCCCAACUUCAAGAUUUUGAAUGAGUCGUAUCCGUACAUCGCGUCCCGUUUGCUCACAGACCCAGCCCCCGAACUACAAGCCGCUCUGCAGUGCCUUCUGUUUGACGAAGGGCGACCGAGGUGGAAUCGGUUAGAAAGCCUUUUAGACUCUGCGUCCAGUGCGGGAGACUACGAUGUCUCGCUCGCAGCGGAGCAACUGAUGACGUUUUUGUUGUCCCCUCGAGGCAAAAUCGCACGAUACAGCCUUGCAGAUGAGCUUACCGCGGAACUGGACAGCCUUGGCCUUGACCUGGCGACAUACUACACAAGUAUGUUCGCUCAGACAGGGAAGGCAGCAGGAAUACGUCUGCCCACCAUGUUGAACAGCCUCCCACCCCCGACCAAGACCAGGUCUAUGAACAACCUUGAACGGCUGACGGAGAUUUUGAGCAAGAGCAGAGGGUUCAGCCCCUCAAAAAUGUCGCCGCUUUUGCGGAGAGUUCUCAGGGAACCUGAGAGUCAGCGCAUCGGAUUGGAAGUGGCAGUUUCUCUUGCUGAGCGGGUAACGUCUCGCGCCAUUAGACUAGCCUUCGGUCUUCCUCAGGAGGAACCACGGAACAGAGCGACUCCAUUAUAGUGCAACACUGCUUGAGAAUUCGCUACGACCGACCAGUAAACCUGCUACAGUGUGUGU
Molecule: messenger RNA, 2343 nt
Organism: Chondrus crispus (carragheen)
Lineage: Eukaryota; Rhodophyta; Florideophyceae; Gigartinales; Gigartinaceae
Exons: 2
Coding region: 1-2286 (761 amino acids)
Biological process (GO): protein phosphorylation
Molecular function (GO): protein kinase activity; ATP binding
Source: RefSeq, a predicted model, not a curated record